Molecule: messenger RNA, 7252 nt
Organism: Schistosoma haematobium
Lineage: Eukaryota; Metazoa; Platyhelminthes; Trematoda; Strigeidida; Schistosomatidae
Gene: ARID4A
Product: At rich interactive domain
Exons: 18
Coding region: 47-6745 (2232 amino acids)
Biological process (GO): regulation of transcription by RNA polymerase II
Cellular component (GO): nucleus
Molecular function (GO): transcription cis-regulatory region binding
Source: RefSeq, a predicted model, not a curated record
UGGGGCAUUUUAAGAAGUUGCGUUACAUAAUGGGCUUUAGCCUUGGAUGCCUUUUCUCAAACUGAGUGUGUCAUCAAUCAGCAUGGACAAAACCCAAGUCAAUUCCAUUCCUGAGAACGAAACAUCAAACUCUGAUGCUCCUGGGUCCGUACAGUGUUUCCCCUCGUCAUUUUUGACCGUAGGCACUGCUGUAAGUGCCAAGUAUCGUGGUGCAUUUUGUGAGGCGACGGUAGAUCAUGUGGAUCUAAAAUUCCGUCUCCGUGUUCAGCUAAAAUCUAAUAAGUCCUGUGUCUCCGUUGAUGAAACCUGUUUGAUAUCUGGAUCUCCUGUUAUUGGAAAUGAAGUGUUAGUUCGAAUCGCUAACGAAACUGCAUUACCUAAUGAACAAGCUGGCAUAGUGAUACGUGUCACGGAUUCUAGUAUUUACACUGUCGUUUUUGAUGAUGGUGAUAAACGAACUUUAAGACGUACUCAACUUGUCAUAAAAGGUGAACGUCACUUUAAGGAGAGUGAAAGUUUGGAUUGUUUACCUUUAACUAAUCCGGAACAAUUCAGGCAACCAGUUAUAGAUCAGAGAAGGAAAUAUAGAUCUGGUGAAGAUGGUAGCAGUAGCAUCUUAGAUGAGAACAUGGAUGAAAUCGAAACUGAAGAUGUAGAUGAAAGAAGUGGGAUUAAAGAUUUUAAUCAAACUAUUUCGUACCAACCUAAUGGAAAUCCAGAUAAAUUGACAGAUCGCGAUGAUGCAGAUGAUUUCGAUCCAAAUUGCUCAAAUAUAACAGAACAUAAUGAUGAAGGCAGGACUCGAUCAUCAGAAGCUAAUACCAAUGUAUCGAAUAUGGGAGCGACUGAUUUAAAGCAUUUACCUGCUAGUUAUUGUCGUUUACUCGGGCGUUUAGUCAUGGUUGAUAUGCCGCUAACAGGGAAAGAUGGUUUUGGCUCUCCCUCGUAUGGAUCGUCUACUCCGGCCUGCAAGAGUCCUGGGGUAACACCUCGACGUCGAUUCACCCCAGCUGUUGUUGUUCUUCCAUCUGCUAUGCCAAGUAUUGACCUAGGAAGUUUUUCAAGUAUUGAUAAAACACACAAGUGUUACAAACUUUUGGUCCGUUCGUUUAAAGAUAACAGGUUUCUAGCAGUUCCUGUUACAUUUGUUAAACGACUGAAAAGACCUGAUGCAGUUGAACUUGCUCACACUUAUCCAGCACUACGUCCAGCUUUUGAGCGUGCACUUCUGUGGUUGGAUCGACAUGAAUUUCCAGUUUCUUGGGGUGAAAAUGCUGUGCAAACAAUGUUAGGCACAAAAAACUGGCGAUAUUCAAGACGUCGUUCCAGGCAAGCGGCUUCAGAUUUCACAGAUUCAAUAAAUUCUAGUCCUUUAAGCUUAAAGCAUACACGUGCUUCAUCGUCAUCAUCUUCUGAAGCCUCACAAUCUCCAAAUACUUGCCGAGGUUUAAUCCAAAAAUCACGUGGCAGACCAACUAAACAACUUGAACAUUCUACUCGCAAACGACCAAGACAAUCAGAUAAAACCCAAGUUUCCCGGUCAAGUUCACGCUUAAAAAUGAAAAGAUUUAAGGGACAUAUUAUACGUCCGACUAAGGCUGAAAAACGACGAAGUGACGUCUCUUCAAACGAAUCAUUUCGCACGGAAUCCUCAAAACAAUCUACUGCUAAUUAUAAGGUUAUCAAGAAAGGCACUGACAGACGUCCUAAGUCAACUACAAGCUCAAAAUAUGAAAAAAAUCCUAUUUCCAGUGGGGAUUUAUUUGAUUCAGUAAGUUCUAAUGAAGCCUCGGCAAAUUCUUCAGAGUCGGAUACUGACACCGGAUCAAUAAGUUCAUCAACUAGCAGCAAUAUAACUGUAUCUACUGUCAGUACACCUAGUAGCAUUAGUAGUAGUCUGAAUAGUAGUAGUAGUAGUAUCAACAGCAGUAGUAAUAGUAGCAGUGAUAAUAGUGGUACCAGUAGAUCAUACAAUUCAUCAGAUAAUUCAUCAACAUCGUCGGUAGCUGAAUUCGAAGCACGUGACAGAUGGAUUGCUCAACUGUAUCGAUUUAUGGAUGAACGUGGCACUCCAAUCAACAAAGCACCUAGUUUAGCCAAUAAGGAUUUAGAUUUAUAUAAACUUUAUAAACUGGUUCAUAAACUUGGUGGCUUUCAUCGUGUUUCAUCACAACUUAAGUGGGGUUAUGUUUACUCAAAAAUGGAUUUGCCUCAAAACUUCAGUGCUGGUCCACGAAACUUGCAAGCUGCUUUUAAGAAAUAUUUAUAUCCAUGGGAUGAUAUCAGUAAAAAGUUGGGAACAAAUCUUUGUGAUCUUCCGCCAUCCAGGCCACGAUACCCUUCUUCAGUACAAAAUUCAAAUACCAAUGUUUCAGCUGCCAAUUCAACCGGAACUAAUGCAAAUAACUCAGUUUCUAUCAACACUUCACAGACUAAACAGUCUCUUGACUCGGGGAAUGUGGAAACAGAAUCAAAAUACUCUAACAUAAAUGCUACUGAAACAGCGGAAAAUUCAAGUGUUGAAAUCAAUAAAAAUAUCCGAACUGUCAGCAGUGCUACCACUACCACAAUUGAUAACACAAUAACAACAACAACUAUAAAAAAACGAACUUCUGAUAAGGCGUCUCAGCAACUAAUAGUUGAUCGUUUUAAACAAUCCGACGAUGAGCAUACUGGUGCUAACCAUAAUACACCAAUACGAAAGUCAACUUCGUCAUCACCAUCAUCAUCAUCAUUAGGAAUGGAUAAAUCGUCCAAUUUUGUAUCGACAACUGAUGAUUUGGAUAAACCUAUUUCUUCAGCUUCGUCCAAUUGUUCAUCAAAAUCAGCACCUUUGAAAGGUCGUAAAAGAUUCUAUGAUAGUACAAUGCUAAAUCUUCCAUUGUUAAAUUUUGGUAGAGAGUCAGUUGACAGAGUAGAAGAUUUAUCCAAUUGCAUUAUUCCUGUUCGAUCACGUGUUCGAGUUCGAUGUGGUGAUCAUGUUGCUUAUGAAGCUAAAAUUCUGAAGCAUUUACGUCCUCAACCAGCUCUUUGUGGUUUAAAGACUGAAAAUUCUGCUGAUUCACUAUCAACUGCUUCAUGGUCCGGUGUUGGUGAUAUACAAUAUCGUGUUCAUUAUAUGGGUUGGAAUACACGGCAUGAUGAAGUUGUUCCUAGAUCUCGUAUAAUUUCUGUGAUAGAAUGGGGUCGGGGUACAGAUGAAGACCGUCCACAAUCUUGUUCUUCUUUGAGCCCAAUAGUUCAUGAACCUCGAAAAUCCACCUUAAAAAAUCAAAAUAUUGUAUCACAUUCUAAACGUGAAUAUGAUCGAUCAUUGGUUUCCACUGAAAUAAAUGUUAACGAAAAAGACAAAGAAAUCUUUAAAUAUUUUGCUACAGAAGAUGCAAAUGAAGAUGAAGAAAGUAUUCAUAGUCAAACAACUGAAACAGCAUCUGACAACAUUACUACAACAGCACCAAUUGUUCGACGUCGUCGUUUAAUGUUUUCUUCACUAAAACCUGGUAGACGACUCUCAUCUCGAAAAUUAUCUAUUUCAAAAAGAAAUGAAUUUUGUUCGAAAAAAAUACCUAAAUUACCUUUAUUAGCUAGUGGAUGCCUGCCUAAACCUCAUUCUUCCGUAAGUAGAGAUAGUAAUAAUAGUAGUAAUACUGAGAAGAAAGUAGAAGAUACAAAUGCUGAUCCAAAGAAGUUAAAAGCAACUCCCAGUGGCUGUAAAACUAAACAACUAUCUAUUAACCUACGUGGACGUAUCAGUAAGAAAAUCAAGCCUAUCAAACGGCCUCAUUCAAAUCUAUCAGUUGCUUCAGAUGUUUUUAGUACCAGCUCACCAAAUCGUUCUUCUGUCAAGUUAUCUGCUAAGUCAAAGAAAUUAAAAAUGGAAAAUCUUUCAAAUGAAUCAAUUAAUAGUGAAAUCUAUUACAAUACUACUGGUUUACCAACUCCAUUAGUAGCAGAUACAAAGCGAUGCGUAACUGAUGGAUCAUUAUCUGUAGAUUGUAAAAAAGAACCAUUGGAUGUUGUGGAUGAUGUCAAUCAACCAAGUAGUAAGUUGCAUAGCAAAUUGAGUUGUCAACGUGAUCAGAUUAAACCAACUCGUAAUUCAUCUUCUAGUCGUAAUCUGGUUUCCAAAUCAAAGUUAUCAACUUUGAAAUCUAAAAUAUCUUCAUCGUCUACAAUUAGAGCGAAAAAUCUUGUCUUUAAACUGUCGAAAUUAGCAAAACGAAAAGUUACCAAUGAAUUGAGAAUUUUAUCAAGAAAAAAAUCUAAACAAAUUGUCAAUAAUGAUAAACAUCAACUUUCAAUGAACGAUGAUUCAUCAAAAAAUAAGUUGUCGUCUGGAUCCCCAUCAGUAUUGAUGAUUAGUAAGGAAUACAAAAAUGUCAAGUCGAGUCUUCUAAAUGAUAAUAACAAACAAAUGGUUAUGAAUGAACAUCAGAAUAUUGAAUGUGCAUUAUCGAAUAAUUCUGUAAUCAUUAGAGUAGAUGAAGAAUAUAAAUCUUUAUCUCCUAAUGAAAAACCUCAGAAAAGUAUAACGAAACAUAAUCGACCUAAAGGGAAAGGAGCUGAUAUCUCUUCAUAUCGUCUACAAAAGAAACUCAAUAAUACUACAGAUACUUUAAAGAAAGGAAAUACUACCAAAUCUACGUGUAUGGAAGAAAAAAGUCCAGAUCGUUCCAUGAGUACCAGUACUAGUAGUAGUGGUUCUUCAGGUGCUAUUGUAAGAAAAACAGAUGAGGAAAAAAUAAACAUAAAAUCUCCAGAUAAAUUACGAACUAAAAAGUCAUCAAAAUCAACUAUGGGUAGUCAACAAGCCAAGACAACUAAGUAUAAUAAUCCCACACUACAUUUUGAAGAUAUAUCCGAUACAGAAUCUUCUAAUUCAAAUGAAAGGAAAACCACUUCUAAACAUUCACGUUCUCGAUUAAGACAUUCUACUCAAAAUUCAAGUAAUUCUUCCCCAAACACAUCUCAAAAGCAGAUACGACUUAUUAAAUCUUCAACUACAUUAUCGAAAGCUAGUUCAAAUACUUCAGAUUCUGAUGAUGAUGACAGUGAACAAGAAAUUCAUCAUUCUUUUGAAACUUCUCAUAAUGAAAGUAACGAUGGUAGUGGUAGUAGUAGUUCAGAAAGUGUUUAUGGUCCUGAUGAUGCACUUCCACGACUUACACGUAGUCAACAUAAACAAUUAUUAGGUGAUACACCCCCUGGUUCAGCUUUACAAACUGCAUCACCUGCAGUUUGUAAUCGUACUGCUUCAUCAGUUGUUGCUGCAAAACUUUUAUCCAAUUCUAAACGAUCUCGUACAAAAGAGGUGAAUAAAAUUGUUCAAUCGAAGAGCGGACAACAAUCAUUGGAGAAAAUUGAGGACACAAAUAAAAUCUCGCUUUGUCUUAAUACAGAUUUAAUGAGGUCUUCGUCGUCAUCUGAAGUGAAUUGUCUCCAUGAUAACGUGCCUAGUGUUGAAGCGGAAGUUCACUUGGAAGAAAUGAACAUUCAUCAAACUAAAGUUAAUGUAUCACUUGAUAACGAAAUAUCAGAGGACACUGAAAUUAACAAAAUAGAUGUGUCUGUUAAACAGGAAAUUACUGAAAGCUCCAUGAUUCCAAAUGCUCCACAUUUAUCUCCUGAAAUUAUUGAUGAUAAUACACAAGUUUACAAUUCACAUGUGAAUGAGUUACAAACAGAAAAUAUAUCUCCAACAUCUAUAACUAUGUAUGAUAAACAAGAAAAGGUCAAAAAAGAAGAAGUAGCAGUUCAAAAAGUCAGAGAAGAUCAUGGAAUUCCAAAUGAUAAUGUCAACGAUGAUGAUGAUAAUGAUGAUGAUCAAAGUUCUGUUCAAACUAUGAGCACAGAUCCUAUGGAUGGAUUAUCAUAUGAUUUAACUAUGUCUUCUGAAAAAACUCAUUUACACUUGUCUUCAAGCAAAGAAGAUGAAGAUGUAGAAUGUUGCACAGACAAUGAUGAUCAUCGUCAUCAAACGCAACAACUCUCUAAUAAUAUACUUGAAACUAUGAGUUCUUUAUCCGAUGAUGAAAAUCAUCAUUCAGUUGAUGAAAUUGUCAACGACAAUGAAGAAAUAAAUGUGACAGUUGUGAAUAAACCUCAUACAGAGCUUUCUACAAUUGGUGAAGAAGAAGAAGCAGAACAGCGACAACAAGAUGACGAUAAAGUCAGUGAAUUAGAACAGGGCAAUAUCCCUAAACUAUCAUCUCGUAGUCGAAUAAGACGAUCAAGUAAUAACAGUAAUUCUACUGAUGCUUCAAAUAAGCGUGGCAAUAAACGUAUACAUUUAACACCACAUCGUAUUACAGGUUCUGAAAAUUCACCAGUUCCUGCUUUGGAAUCCCCACAUUAUCAGCCUCCAACAUCUCCACAUUCAACACUCGGUACAUCACCAUUGCCUAGUUGCUCGAAGUCACUUCAAAAUCAUCCAGUUGACCGUUCUAUGUCUAAUCAUAGACGAUUCGGUGGACCAUUUUUCCCUAUCGCGGGUUUUGAUGAUCUACCUUCUGAUGUUAAAUGUCAAGUUUUACAAGAGCGUAUGCAUCGAAUAUUGGAAGCAUGGCGUUUAGCUAAACAAUAUCUUAAAGAUUUAGAUCAACGAAGUAAUCGUACACGUCGUCUAAAAGCUAGACAAAAUUUGGAAACAUUGACUUCUUCGUCGAAUUCCAAUUCAACUUCACAUAAUUGUCGACAACUUAUCGACGAACCUCCAUAUGCUACUAACGAUGUAGCAUACACCUAAUUAUUAUUAUUAUUAUAAUAAUACAAAGAGAUUAUGUGCAAGUGUAAAUUUCUUCAAGAUGUACGAUUAAUUUUUUUCUGAAAAAGAAAUACAAACUACAAACUUUAAUUUCUAAUUAUUUCCUAUCCACUUGUUUAUUUGUUGUCUCUUUCUUUUCACUGAUCAUUUAAUUUUAAUCCUUUGUACCUAUUUCUGUAUGUAUAUGUUAAUAUGUGUUUGCGUUUGGCCCAUUUUUGUUUUUGAUUGUUAUAUUGCUUACUUAAGUUACCCAAGAUAUUACUGCUAUUCUCUUAUUGUGUAUAUAGUUGAUGUCUGGAGUUGAAUUGGGGUACAUUUUAUUAUUAGUAUUAUAUGUAUAUUUAUUCAAAUUAAUGUAUUUUACAUAGUCUUAUAACUUAACAAAGACCAAUAUAGAUUGACUGAAAGAACACAAAGAUGACUGAUAAGUAUUUGUUAUAAUCAAUGAAUGUAACUAAUUUAUUAUAUAACAUGAUUACUCCUCUCUGA